Messenger RNA from Symbiodinium necroappetens, 566 nucleotides. Lineage: Eukaryota; Dinophyceae; Suessiales; Symbiodiniaceae. The record is from the annotation of a GenBank genome assembly.
GAGAGUAUCGAUUGGUUACCUGCGCUCCUAAACCGGGGCAGCGGCUUCAACGCCUGGAGGAGGACCAGGAUGGCACCUUCCUACUCAAGGACCAAGACGACGGGCGAUGCCUUUCCGCGCUGUCCGGGAAUGUCCUUGGCCUGUCAGAGUGUACCCCGCAGCAGAGGUGGAGACUUCGCACGCAGGGCGGGGCAUCGCAGGUGCAGCAUGUUCUCUCCGCCAACUGCAUAGAUGCAGGGAGCGAGCACAAGCCCAUCUUGUACCCCUGCCACACUGGGCAUGUCAACCAGCCGCAGAAGUUUUCAUUCAUAGCCAAUCCUGGCUGGAUACAAAAUCCAAUCACUUGGGGCGACAAUGGCCGGCGACGAACUUUCGAGACUUGCCUGGACCGCCUGCCCACUCAACAGCAGAACAUCGCUGUCCUGGACUGCGCAGACACGCGCUCAUCUGGAGUUCGGUGGGAACUCCUGAAUGCCUUCGUGCCUCUGGAGAGGCAGCUGUGGGAUGCGGCGGACAAGCCACCUCCCGACACGCCGGUCUUGGGCGGCGAUAAAGCGCCACCUUGA